AUGGCGAUUAAAACUGUCGAAGAGUCUUGGAAGAUAAUUGAAUCGUGGCUUAAGGAAAUGGCCAAAUCAGAUGGAAACUAUUCCAAAGUAUUGGAUGCAUUAAACCCUCCAGCCACCGAUGAGCAAAUCAAGGAUUUAGAACAGAAGUUAAACGGGAUUGAAUUACCAAAAUCGUACAUUCAAGCAUUGAAGACCCACAACGGGAUUGCUAAUGAGACUUCUUUUUUCAACUCGGGGGUCCUGUUUUUACCAAUAGAAGAUGUGAAUGUUCAAUGGAAGAUUUGGUGGGACUUGUUACAAGAUGGGACUUUUGAUGAUAUGGACGAUUCUGGGGUACACAUUGAAGGAGUUCAACCAGUAUGGUAUGAUGCUAAAUGGAUCCCAUUCACCCAUAAUGGCGGAGGUGAUCAUCUUUGUAUUGAUUUAAAUCCAACCAAGGAUGGCCAAAUUGGCCAAAUAAUUGAGAUGUGGCAUGACGAUGGAGACCGUAGCAAGCUAGCUUUGAGUUUCGAAGAAUAUUUCAGUAAAUUUGCCGACGAACUUGUUGGUGGGAAAUACUCGGUGGAUGAAUAUGGCUUGAUCCAUGAGGAUGAUUGA
Molecule: messenger RNA, 597 nt
Organism: Saccharomycopsis crataegensis
Lineage: Eukaryota; Fungi; Ascomycota; Saccharomycetes; Ascoideales; Saccharomycopsidaceae
Product: SMI1/KNR4 family protein
Exons: 1
Coding region: 1-597 (198 amino acids)
Source: RefSeq, a predicted model, not a curated record